ACUGACUGACACGGGCUGCCGGACAGACAGACGGACCGGGCUGCCGCCGCCGCGCCGCACGGAUUAUUCACCCCACGUCGCGGGGACGCAGGAGACCAUCCGGUCAGCCACCCAGCGCGGCAGCUGGGCGGUGGCGGCGCCGCGGGGGGCCGAGAGGAUCCGCAGCCCUCGGCGGCGGACGGAGAGCGCCCUGGGUGCUGGAGGAGCCCGGCCAGUCAAUGAACAAGCAGACUCAAGGCUCCAUCUACUGGCGUUCAGAAUCACCGGCCAGCGUGCUUCUUUCUUGAACGCGCUGCCCUCCGACAGACUUGUAUUAGUUUCUUGGCUGCAAAGGGCCAGAGACACUUUGUGCCCUGAUGGGGGACUCUGGAUCCAGACGAUCGACUCUGGUGUCUCGGUUGCCAAUAUUCAGGAGAAGCAUUACCCGGAGACAUGACUCUCUUCCUUCCUCACCUUCUUCUGCUAAUGCCGUCGGCGUCCACACCUCCUCCCCAUCCAGCACUAACUCCAGCUCAGGGAGCACAGGCAAGCGCCGCAGUAUUUUCCGCACUCCUUCCAUUAGCUUCCAUAACAAGAAGGGAAGUGAGCAGAAGCCUGACUCGGCUGGUCAAAAUGUUAACAUCUCAAACGGUGCCCAGUCCUCUCCCAGCACUUUUCAGAAACUGAGCUUAGAGGAGCACAUUAAAAGCAGAGGAAGGCACUCAGUUAGCUUCAGCAGCUCCCGUAGCAAGAAGAUCACAAGGUCACUGACGGAUGAUUUUGAAAGGGGAAAGGAACCCUCGGCCAAUAAGAAUGUGUUUAUAAAUUGCAUCAGCUCUGGGAAGAACGAGGGUGACGAUUCAGGCUUUGCAGAGGAGCAGAGCCGGGGCUCUGUCAAACAGUCCACGCGAAAACUUCUCACUAAAUCUUUUUCCUCACAUUACAAACUUUCCAAACCUGUUCCAGAGAGUCGGUCGGUUUCGUCUGCGCAGCCACCAAGGUGUUUGCUGGAGAUCAAAUCGCAUGUGGAAAGUGAACCUAUGAUUGCCAAGUCCUCUCUUCCAUGCUCAGCUGAGACGACAGAGUGCAUGGGAAGCUCCUUGCAGUCCCCACUUCUCUCAUCUGAAAUCACAGCUGCCCAGACCCCGUCUGACUUUGUUGCGCUGACAGAGGACUCUGUUUCGGAGUUUGAUGCUCUGCCCAGCAACAGGACUGGGGGUCUGCUUACAGAAGAUUUUGGCCACGUUGACUCUACCUCUCAGGUAUCCCUUAAUCCUGCUGCUGCUCCUGCCAGGGCAAUAGAUAUUGUGGAAAGUGCUGGUGAUUCUGCUGAUGUACUUCAGGUGAGCCAAGCAAGCUCGUGUAGCAUCGAAUCUGACACCUUAUUCAAAACUUCGGCUGCUAUUCAAACAAAAGUGCUGUUGCAAGCCAGUGAACGACACGUGAAUGGUGCUGGGCAUACAGAAGAACUCAGCUUGACAGAUGCACAGUUAGAAACCUUUGUGCUGCAGCAUAGAGAAGAACCAGUGACACUCUCUCUAAAGGCACAGGGGUUGAGUGGGGCCAGAGGUGAGCACAUGCCACCUGAGCACACGAAAGAGACAAUUCCAGUAAUGGAGUCUAAGAUUGUUCCAUGUUCUGAAACUCAGUCCUUUAAAACACAGCAAAGUUAUGAAACAAAGCACUCUAAAGUUGAUCUUGCCAACAGCUUCAGUCCAUGCCGGGAAGGCAGAUUUGUUGAGAAGCGCCUGAGGUCCUCAUCAGAAGGUACAACAGGAGGCAGUCGGCUGAUCAUAAAACCUAAGGAUGGAAAUGUAGAAGAGCUCAACAGCCUGUGGAAGCAGAGGGCAAGCUCGUCCUCUUCAAAAAUGAACAGCCUGGAUGUUUUGAAUAACUUGGGUUCCUGUGAGUUGGAUGAAGAUGACCUAAUGCUUGACUUGGAGUUCCUAGAAGAACAACAUCAUCAUCACUCUGUUUGCCGGGAAGACUCCUACCAGUCGAUAGUCUCAUGUGCUGCUCUAGUGCUAACCCCUGUAGAGCCAUCAGUGGAUACCAGGAAAAAAGACCAGGCAGUAUUGCCUGAUGUGUCUAAACAGAACCUAUCUCUGAAGCUGUCAAAGGAGAUAGACCAAGGAGAAGCCAGGCACCCUCGUGUGAGCCAGCUGGCUGGCAGCCCGUCUCUGGAGUGGCCUUUUACUGGUCUGGAAGAAGGUGGAGGCAUUGAAUCUUUGCCCUUCAGAUUGAUGCUACAAGAUUGCACAGCUGUGAAGACAUUGCUUCUGAAAAUGAAGAGGGUUCUUCAAGAGAGUGCAGACAUGAGCCCAGCUAGUAGCACCACCUCACUCCCCGUUAGCCCUCUUCCCGAGGAGCCGUUAUUUUUCAAGGAUGGAAUGAAAGAUGAAUGCUCCGUGCUGAAGCUGCAGCUGAAGGAGAGAGAUGAACUCAUAACCCAGCUUCGUGAGGAGCUGGAAAAGGCUCAGUGCAUUCAGAAGGCUUUGUCUUCCCAAGCAGAUAAAUCCACGCAGACAGAGCUCGUGGGCCAUGAUGGCACAGCAUUUGGAAGUGCUCCUGUACCUUCUCGCAGGCAGUUAUGCUACCUACCCAAACAAAACGGUGAGCCAAAGCCUCAGCACAAGGGACAGAAGGUCAGCACAUAUUCCCACCGAGGACCCUUUUAGAUGCUCACCAGGCAACCAAGCAACCCCCUGUGAGAGCAAGAGCCGUCAGCUGUCCGGUUUGUGUCUGAGCAGCCUCCUGAAAGAGGAUGAGCUCGUAGAAGUCAUCAAGCAUACCAGAGGCACCUGUGAACCCCUGGCUUCGGAGGUGGCGCAGAAUGGCUUGGCGAGCACAGCCCCCAGCGCAGCACAGGCAGCAUGCAAGGCAGACAGCUGCCCACUCUUCUCAGGAGCUCCCAAAGAGCAAAGCGCUGUGCCUCGCCAGCACUCUGCUUUCACAGGCAGGCUCGGGCAGCCUCCAAGGGGACCCAUCUCUUUACACACCUACAGCAGGAAAAAUGUUUUCCUCCACCACAACUUACACACAGCAGAGCUACAGACCUUGGGUCAACAGGAUGGGUAAAAAGGUGCUCCUGCUCAUGCUGUGGGAGGAGAGUCGAUGAAAGAGGAGCAUAAGCUCGCCUGCAGCUCAGUCUUCAGUUUUCAUCUGCUGCUGCUUGCAUCUGAAAAGAAACCAAAAUGAAAAAUUAAUGUUGCCUGUAGGUUCCGUACUUCCCCAGCUGGGGCUGUGGCAAAAGGGAGAACUGGAUGGUUUAUCCUGCAGAAGUCACUGUGGGUAUAACAAACGGGCCCGUUUGGCUGGCAUUGCUAGUCAGGAUUGGCUACAUUUUUCAUUUGGGUUGGGUUUUUUUCCUUUCUAAGCCAUUUUCAUCCCCUGAACUUCUAGACAGUGGUCCUAAAUAAUACUUUGUACCCUUAAGAAUGUUACUGUUAAAGUAGAUGUGAGGAAUGAGUAGGCAAGUAAUUAGUAAUCCCUCUUGAAUUUCACAGGGACUAGGGAAAUAAGGAGUUAGAAAUCCCUGGGGAGCCUCUCUGUAGGCCUUUGUAAGCAAUCAGUGACGUUUGCUCACUUGCAGAGGUCUGUUGCCAUGUCCUGCUGUGUGCAUUUCAUGGAUGCCUUGUGCCACAGGCAGGGGAAGUGGCUGAUUCUCCUCUGACAGCAAGGUUCGUGGAGGUUCAGAAGUCUCGGUCAGGAACUGGACCUCAAACUGAGGAUGCCAACGUGGUUCAGUGAUCUGCCCUUCCCUCUGCCCUCCCUCAUUUUGAGUGGUUCUGUUCUGUCAGGACGUGUCAAGUUGUGGUGGUAUCUGUGUGCACAGGGCACUGUAUCACUCACAAAGCAGUGUGACAUUCUGUGCUGGGUAAUAGAUCCUCUACCUUCAUGCUGCCCAACCGAAAAUGGGUGAAAGACUAAAGGAAGAGAGGUUGUCUUAUUACCCAGUCCAGAUGCCCCAUGUACAUCAUCACCAUCAUUUCUGCAGACUUUGUCAUCUGCACUUAACCACCUGGCUCAUACCAGCUCAGCAGCGUUGCUGCUCUUGGCAUGUUCCAAGGGAGAGGAACCUUAGCUGCCACACGAGCAGCAUGCUUGAUCUCAGUGGCAGAGGAAAUCAUCUGCUCCCACCAGAGAAUCUGAGCACUUGUCAGUAAAAACAAGAUGCUGCUUUAUCACUUGAAAACAGGCAUCUCAGCCAAGUGCAACCUCCCUGGGGGUGAGGAUGUGUAGUUAGUAGUUUAUAAAUACUCUGGAGUAUCUAGGUCUGACUGAGUCAGGUCUGGGGCAAGGCCCCUCACUCUUCAGCUGGGGAUCAGUAGUGAAAAAGAAGGGUGCAGCACACACUCACACCAAGGAACCAUCUGGUGUGACUUAGCUGGAGCUGAGGGAGCUGGGGGUGUGCAGCCUGGAGAAGAGGAGGCUCAGGGGGGACCUCAUUGCUGUCUACAACUACCUGAAGGGAGGCUGUAGCCAGAUGGGGUUGGUCUCUUCUCCUAGGCAACCAGCACCAGAACAAGGGGACACAGUCUCAAGUUGUGCCAGGGGAGGUCUAGGCUGGAUGUUAGGAGGAAGUUCCUGCCAGAGAGUGUCUUUUGCUAUUGGAA
Pogoniulus pusillus (Red-fronted tinkerbird) is the source of this 4595-nucleotide messenger RNA. It is a transcript of the gene CCSER1, whose product is annotated as coiled-coil serine rich protein 1. The coding region runs from base 357 to 2657 and encodes 766 amino acids. Lineage: Eukaryota; Metazoa; Chordata; Aves; Piciformes; Lybiidae. The transcript is spliced from 12 exons. The record is from RefSeq and is a predicted model, not a curated record.